AUGCCUCCUAAGCGUAAAGAUAAGGAAACUACAGACGACAAUGAUGAAUUGGUCUCCUUAAAAAUGGUCAAGGUGCUUAUGUCUCAACAGGAAAGUGCUUUCAAGUCCUUGCUCGACUCUUUAAUCAAGUCAACUAUUGCAAGAGUGGACGGCCUAGUGAAAGAAGUCGCUGAUUUGAAAGCUAGCUUGGAAUAUUCGCAAAAAGAUAUCGCUGAAAGCGGAAAAUCAAUCAAGCAAAACGAGAAAACUAUAGCCGCCAUUACAGUCGAGCUCACCAGCACGAAAACAACCUUGGAUAAAUGUCACAACAAAGCCACAUAUCUGGAAAACCAAAGCAGGCGAAACAAUAUCCGUGUGAUUGGUAUCCAAAAAAACCCCACGAAACGUGGGAAGAAUCAGAGGCUGUAG
Messenger RNA from Paramuricea clavata, 408 nucleotides. Lineage: Eukaryota; Metazoa; Cnidaria; Anthozoa; Malacalcyonacea; Plexauridae. The record is from the annotation of a GenBank genome assembly.